Xyrauchen texanus (razorback sucker) is the source of this 4090-nucleotide messenger RNA. Its product is annotated as multiple C2 and transmembrane domain-containing protein 2-like. Bases 173 to 3031 code for a protein of 952 amino acids. Gene Ontology annotation, molecular function: calcium ion binding. The transcript is spliced from 23 exons. Lineage: Eukaryota; Metazoa; Chordata; Actinopteri; Cypriniformes; Catostomidae. Gene Ontology annotation, biological process: regulation of neurotransmitter secretion. Gene Ontology annotation, cellular component: synaptic vesicle membrane. The record is from RefSeq and is a predicted model, not a curated record.
AACCGGUCCAAGCAGAAAGAUCUCGACAGAUAUGACAACUGUGGCUUAUAUGUGGAAGUGAAAAGUUCACUUUAGUUGUCAGUGAUGGCAUCCGCAAGAAAUAACGUCCAGUAAUUUAUUCGAAAACAGUUGUUUUAAAUUCAGCUAAAGUGCAGUAUCUUUUGCCAGCACAAUGGAACACAAGAAGAGAGUCUGGCACAAGCUGAAGAUAGGGAAGAAGGGCCUUGGAAAGAAGAAGACUCCUCUGAAACACAGGAGGAGUAUGUCGGUACCAGACCUCAGGUUAACUCCGCACAAGGUUUCCGCUUUGGAGGAUGAUACCAGGACACCUGAUCGAGACAUCUUUGGAAACCUGAUGGCUACUAAUGAUAUAGAUGAAAUAAAUGAAACCUCCAGUGUUGCCUUUUCUGAUCAGUUUACAGUCACUGACACACCAUACUCAUACAGCCCAGCACCAUCAGAGAGAUCAAUGCCUGCAGACUUUCCAGUUUCAGCCGAGAUCACAAUGGAUAAAAAUGUACAUCAGCCAAGGCACGCCACAUGGUACAUAGAGGAUUUAGAAGCAGCACCUUCACCUCUGUCUAAAACUCCCACACCUACAAAAUGGGCCUCUGUGCCAGCAGAGAGAACACCACCUGCUCUGAGACAAAAAGAUCCCAAAGUGGUUGCAGCCCUUAGUAGAGCCAAUGCAGGAAGACAAAUGCCUACUGCCCAUGCCUCAGAAAGUGAAAUGUCUGCAAUGGCCUCCACAGAGUUAGUCAGCACUACUUCUGAGAAGCAGGUUUGGCACCGUGACCAAGAGUCAUCUCCAUUGGAAAUGUUCAUUAUCGGGUCGGCUGAAGACAUGGAAGAGGACAUUCCUAAUAAAACCAAUGACUUUGACACUCUUUCCUUUCAAGAACAAGAACAGAACAUAAUGUCAGGAGGAUUAAAUGACAGUCAGAUUGCUCUAGCACAACAGAAAGUCCAGUAUCUCCUCACUAUCAACCUAAAGGAAGGCAGGAACCUGGUUGUCAGAGACCGCUCAGGUACAAGUGACCCAUUUGUCAAAUUCAAAUUAGAUGACAAAAACAUCUACAAAAGCAAAGUUGUGAACAAGAAUCUGAACCCCACCUGGAAUGAAUCAUUUUGCUUUCCCAUCAGAGACCUGGAUCAGACUGUUCACGUCAAGGUGUACGAUCGUGACAUAAGAUCCAAUGACUUCAUGGGGUCAAGCAGCUUUGCACUCUAUAAACUGGAGUUGGACAAAUGGAUUCCUUUGACACUGUGUCUGGAGGACCCCGACAGUGUAGAGGACGACAUGGGAGUGAUCAUUAUAGAGGCUUCUCUGUCCACACGAGAAGAACCUGCCAAACGAAAUAAGUGGAAUCUGAGGAGAAAGGGAAGCUUCAAUAAGGGUCAGCCAAUAAGCCAGGCGCAGGCUGCACGACUCGUAGGAGGACAGAAGAGUCAGGUAUGGAGUGGAGUUUAUUCCGUCAUCCUGGUUGAAGGCCAAGAUAUGCCUGACUGUGGUCAGGGAGACAUCUAUGUACGGUUUAGAGUGGGAGACCAGAAAGUCAGGAGCAAGAACCUGUGUAUUAAGGCAAACCCACAGUGGAAAGAGUCUUUUGACUUUAACCAGUUCCAAGAUGUGCAAGAGAGUUUGGUGGUUGAAGUUUGUUGCAAGAAGGGCAGGAAGUCAGAAGAGUGCUGGGGAGUGCUGGAUAUCGACUUGACGAAGUUUCCUGUCAAUCAGAAGCAGUUAUAUACUCGUGUGCUGGAUCCAGAGAAGGGCAGACUGGUUUUCUUGGUCACACUGACCCCCUGUUCUGGUGCAUCCAUCUCAGACAUUCAGUCCGCUCCAUUAGAGAAUCCCAGGACCUAUGAGAGGAUGCUAAAACAAUAUAGUCUGAGCAAAUCUCUGGGAGACUUGAAGGAUGUCGGCUAUCUUCAAAUCAAGUUAAUUAAGGCCACAGAUCUUUCUUCAGCAGAUAUAAGUGGUAAAAGUGACCCCUUCUGUACACUUGAGCUUGGUAAUAGCAAACUGCAAACCCACACAAUAGCCAAAACUCUGAACCCUGAGUGGAGGACAGCCCUGACAUUCCCCAUUAAGGACAUGCAUGAUAUGUUGGUGGUGACAGUCUAUCAUGAUGAUGGGGACAAAGCUCCAGAUUUCUUGGGAAAAGUUGCCAUUCCUUUGCUGAGUGUUUCGAAUGGCCAACAAAUAACCAGAAUGUUGAAGAAUGAUCAUCUAUCCAGGGCAGCUAAAGGAAGCAUCACACUGGAGCUGGAUGUGAUCUACAACCCUAUCAGAGCAAGCAUCAAAACAUUCCAACCUAAAGAAACAAAGUUUGCAGAGGACAACCCAAAGUUUAACAAAAAGCUUUUAGCGCGAAAUAUCUAUCGAGUGAGGAAGAUCAGCAUGGCCAUCCUCUAUACAUUGCAGUAUAUUAAAAGCUGCUUCCAGUGGGAGAACACACAGAGGAGUAUUAUAGCUUUCCUGAUAUUUGUGAUGACAGUAUGGCUUUGGGAGCCGUUCAUGUUGCCUCUCUUCCUCCUCCUGCUCAUUGGCUGGAACUAUUUCCACAUCACACCAGGCAUGGCCAGCUACAGUCAGGACUUGGAGAACAUCUCCAUGGUGGCGGACGAGGAUGAGGAUGAAAAGGAAUCAGAGAAAAGAGGACUGAUGGAAAAAUUCCACAUGGUUCAGGAAAUUGUGCUUACAGUUCAAAACACUUUAGAUGAAGUGGCUUGCAUUGGAGAAAGAGUAAAAAACACAUUCAACUGGUCAGUACCGUUCUUGUCCUUUCUGGCCUGCUUGGUUCUGUUUCUUGCCACCACUGCCUUGUACUUCAUCCCACUGCGGUACAUAGUUUUACUAUGGGGUGUUAACAAAUUUACCAAGAAGCUUCGCAGCCCAUAUGCCAUUGACAAUAAUGAAAUCCUGGAUUUUCUCAAGAGGGUGCCUUCUGAUGUUCAAAAGGUGCAGUACAGCGAGCUGAGAGCUGAGCUCGGCAACCAGGGCCCGGCGAAAAAGAAACGCUUGCGCUGAAACCCAACGGAUGUGUUGGAUGAAAGGGAGGGACAACGUUUCAAGACACGGUCUGUUUAAGACAUAAUGCCCCAUGCAAGUGAAGGAAACCCCUCGUGCUAAGUCAUCCACAUUUCUACUAAGGUGUAUUCACUGUUCAACUCUGUAGUUGUGUGUUUUUAUAUUUGUAUCCGUGUGUGUGUGUGUGUGUGUGUGAGAGAGAGAGAGAGAGAGAGAGAGAGAGAGAGAGAGAGCGAGAGCGCAAGUCAAAGAGAUAGGGGCCACGCUUGACGAGGCCUUUGGCCCUCACUGAAUCUCAUGGUCACACUGUCUGGGCAAAAGAAGGUAAAGCUGGACUCCAACAGACUCUGCAUGUGGCCACACUAAAAUGUGCUGAAAUACCACAGCCAGCAAACAAAUUACUUGUGCCUUCCUAUUCAUAUAUUAAUGUCUUUUUACGGACCACAUUCUGCUUCAUUUAACAAAAGAUAAAUAGCAAAACAAAACAUGCUCCCUAUUGCUUCUGUUUACAGUAGGAAAUAUUUAAAUGAAGGUAAAAUAUGUGUAAUAAAUUUCACACAAUAGUUUAUGACUAUUAAAGUAACAUUUAAUUUAAUUCAUUUAACAUGAAUUUUCCUUAUUGUAAACACAGUUUACUUUUUAAAGAAUAUAAAAUGUGUGUUUUGUUUGGUUUUUAAAGGUACAGUUCACCCAAGAAAAACAUAUUUUGUAAUUUACAGAGCAUCAUGUUGUUGCAAACCCAUAUGUUUUUGUUUUCUUGCAUAUGGAACACAAAAGGAGAUUUUAGGCAGAAUGUGAGUCACAGUCACCAUUCACUUUCAUUGUAUGGAGGAAAAAAAGGUGCAAUGCAAGUAAAUUGUGACCGAGGCUAACAAGGUGCCUAAAUGGAGAUCCUUUUGUGUUCCACUGAAGAAAGAAAGUCAUAUAUGUUUGAAACAACAUGAGGGUGAGUAAAUGCUGGAAUAAUUUUUAUUUUGGGGUUGAAUAUCCCUUUAACAUACAGUUUCCUAUCCAUCUUCCACUUUUUGUAUAUCUAUGCAGAACAUAAUAAUAAAAUGA